AUGGGGCUGGCAGAGUGGUUCUGGCACCAUGAGUACUGGCUGCCCCCUGGAGCUACCUGGGAAGACAUGAAGGACACUGCAGGCAGUCACUACCCACAGCCUCAGGACCUCUUGCUCUGCCUCCCUGGGGCCCUGAUCUUGACCACCACCAGGCUCAUCUUUGAGAGAACCAUAGCUCUGCCCCUGGGCAGGAGGCUGGGUGUGAGAGACAAGCUGAGGCCUCCAGCUCAGCCCAAUGCCAUGCUGGAAAGCUUCUACCUGCAGCUGGGCAGGACCCCCAGGCAGGAGGAGUUGCUUUUCCUGGCCAAGCAGAGCCACCUGUCCCUCAGGAAGGUGCAGACCUGGUUCCGGCACCGGCGGGGCCAGGACCAGCCCCGGCUGCUGCAGAAGUUCUGUGAGGCCAGCUGGAGGUUCACCUUCUAUCUCAUCUCUUUCUUCUCUGGGCUGGCUCUCCUGUAUGAUAAGCCCUGGGUUUGGGACCACAACUUGUGCUGGGUGAGAUACCCACAGCAGCCUCUCCCCCCAGCACUGGGCUGGUUCUACCUCCUGGAGCUCUCCUUCUACUGCUCGCUGGUGGCCACCCUGCCCUUUGAUGUGAAGAGGAAGGACUUUAAGGAGCAGAUCCUGCACCACAUUGCCACCAUCACUCUGAUCUCUGUGUCCUACUGUGCCAACCUGAUCCGCUUUGGGGUGAUGGUGAUGCUGGUCCACGAUGCCUCUGACUACAUUCUAGAGCUGGCCAAGCUGCUGCACUACCUGCGCUGGAGGCUGCUCUGCGACGCUGCCUUCGUGGCCUUCGCCCUGGUGUUCAUCAGCUCCCGGCUCCUCCUCUUCCCCUGGCUCACCUACCACUACUUUGUGACCAAGUUCCAGCUGUUCCCCAUCAGCUGCCUGAUCAACCUGUUUCUGCUGGUCCUGCAGCUGCUGCACAUUUUCUGGUCCUAUCUCAUCAUCCAGAUGAUCUACAGCAUCAUCUUCCAGGGGGAGAAGAGAAAAGAUGCCAGAAGUGACACGGAGGAGAGCGAGAGGAGUGAGGCAGAGGAGCCAGCAAGAGCCAGGGCUGAGCCAGCCCAGAGCCAGGGCUGA
Molecule: messenger RNA, 1086 nt
Organism: Indicator indicator
Lineage: Eukaryota; Metazoa; Chordata; Aves; Piciformes; Indicatoridae
Product: ceramide synthase 4-like
Exons: 10
Coding region: 1-1086 (361 amino acids)
Biological process (GO): ceramide biosynthetic process
Cellular component (GO): membrane
Molecular function (GO): sphingosine N-acyltransferase activity; DNA binding
Source: RefSeq, a predicted model, not a curated record